AUGACGACUGCCGUUAAUGACACAAGUGUCUUUCCGUGUGGUCCGGAUCCGCCAUACUACACACACAUAUUAGGUAUCACGGUGGACUGGAUCCUCUUAGUUAUAGGACUUCCUGCUGUUUGCCUGGCCAGUUAUGCCCUGUUCAGACUAGCCAAAGCCGGCCAAGUGGCUCCGAUCUACGUGAUCAACCUGCUCAUCUCAGACCUUAUUCAGAUCGCCAUCACGUUCAUCUUCAUUCUCAGCAGGUUCUGUGACUCCACAUUUCAGCCUAUGGUGACGGCCCGCUGCCUAGCCAGGAUCUUUGUCCGCCUGGGCCUCUGCACUAGCCUGGGCUUCAUGGUGUUGAUCUCCCUGGAGAGAUAUAUGGUGGUGGCCUGUCCUGUGUGGUACCGAUUUAGACGCUCAGUCAAAAACUCCAUCCUGAUCUCUCUGAGCCUCUGGGCAAUGUCGCUGGGCUACGUCACGUUUGAUUACACAUUCUUGAUCCACAACUCAAAUCAAUCCCUGACAGUUUUCUCUGGCCUCUCCCUUUUACCAGCCCCGUUCCUGGUGUUGGGGUUUGUGGUCACUCAGAGGGCCCUCCACAGGGGCAUGGCUCUCAGGGGGCCGAAGAGGAUGAAGAUUCUGGGAACUAUGGGUCUGGUACUGGGCAUUUAUAUAUUCCUCUUCAUCCCAUUCAGCAUCAGGAACCUGUACUUCUCCCUAAUGGACAGUAACCCGUCAGUGCCCGACCCAGUCAGGGACAUGUCGUCUGUGAUCACAAGCGCCCUGAUGUAUCUCAGCCCACUUACUGACUGUUGUAUAUAUAUCUUCAUGAGGACGGACCUCAGAGACACUAUAGUUGCCUUCCCCUGCUGCAGAAGGUUACUUAGUGGGAUGGAGUGUGAAAGGAGCAUUGGGGAGAUUGGUCAGGAAGAUACACAGUCUGUUGAUCAAGUCUGA
Esox lucius (northern pike) is the source of this 942-nucleotide messenger RNA. Its product is annotated as G-protein coupled receptor 4-like. Gene Ontology annotation, biological process: G protein-coupled receptor signaling pathway. The record is from RefSeq and is a predicted model, not a curated record. Bases 1 to 942 code for a protein of 313 amino acids. Gene Ontology annotation, molecular function: G protein-coupled receptor activity. The transcript has a single exon. NCBI's taxonomy places the organism in Eukaryota, Metazoa, Chordata, Actinopteri, Esociformes, Esocidae. Gene Ontology annotation, cellular component: membrane.